AUGGUGAAGAAAGGAGAAAAGGCCUUCAGGCCUUAUAAAUUGCCGCGAUAUUUACCGGGUUCAGUAGCCAAGGAAAUCCUCAUCACCGAUCUUAAGACAUACAACAUGCAUCGAUUCAAUAUUUUCAGCGCAACUCCGGCGAUCGACGCGAAACCGCCGGGUAUGAAUCCGUACAAUUACAUCAAUUUGCGCAAAUUCCAAGAGGACGAAGGACGAUUGAGGGAUAUCGAACGUGAUAACAAGGAGUUGAUAGCCAAAAUUAAUAUAAUCAACAGAACCAAAGGUGUUAUAAACUGUUGGCCCGAUGAAAAUUCGUUCAGGACCAAUUCUAAAUGGCAGGCGCACGUUAACAACAUGCACAGGAUCAACAAGGAGAAUGUGGCUAUGUACAAAAGGAUUUGCGAAAGCUACUCGAAUUAUCCUCGAAAAGCGCACUUGGAGAACCACAAAAUGCAGUAUCAACAAAUGAAGGACGUGUGCAAAUAUCCUUUGGUACCUCUUCACGGACCUCCUUUAGAUGAUUUACUUCAAGAUGAACCAUCUAUUAGCAACGGUUUGGUACAAGUGGAUUCUCGACCAAAAGUAUUUAUGGAUUUUUCUAUUCAAUGGGGUCCAUGUCUGACAAAAUUGGGAAGAGUUGUGAUCGAGCUGUACGCGGAUUGCGCCCCAAACACAGUGAAGAACUUCUUGACCAUCUGUCAAGGCAACAAAGGUUGGACUUAUGAAAAUUGCAAAAUCUACAGAUCGAAAAGAGAUAAAUACUUUGAGACUGGAGAUAUUACUUGUGGUAAUGGUAGAGGAGGUCACUCCAUUUUCGGACCUACCUUUGACGAAGAGGAGAACGAUUUGAAGCAUACGAAGCAAGGUGUGUUAUCGAUGGUUCGUUUGGACCUGACCACGAACCACAAAAACAAUUCGCGUUUCUCCGUGACUAUGAACCCGAUGCCCGAACUUGAUGGAAAACGGUUGGUCUUCGGGAAAGUCAUCAAGGGCAACAAAACCCUCUGCAAGAUCAACGACACUUCUAGAAAGGAUGGGGCUCCCAUGGAGAAGAUCCUGAUCACCAAAUGCGGCGAUUAUCCGGAGAGGCAAUUGGACAUUAUCGUCUGUAACAUUGAGCAUUAA
Molecule: messenger RNA, 1125 nt
Organism: Nicrophorus vespilloides
Lineage: Eukaryota; Metazoa; Arthropoda; Insecta; Coleoptera; Silphidae
Product: peptidyl-prolyl cis-trans isomerase E-like
Exons: 6
Coding region: 1-1125 (374 amino acids)
Biological process (GO): protein peptidyl-prolyl isomerization
Molecular function (GO): peptidyl-prolyl cis-trans isomerase activity
Source: RefSeq, a predicted model, not a curated record